Platichthys flesus (European flounder) is the source of this 3586-nucleotide messenger RNA. Its product is annotated as thyrotropin receptor-like. NCBI's taxonomy places the organism in Eukaryota, Metazoa, Chordata, Actinopteri, Pleuronectiformes, Pleuronectidae. Gene Ontology annotation, biological process: G protein-coupled receptor signaling pathway. Gene Ontology annotation, cellular component: membrane. The transcript is spliced from 10 exons. The record is from RefSeq and is a predicted model, not a curated record. The coding region runs from base 1 to 1962 and encodes 653 amino acids. Gene Ontology annotation, molecular function: thyroid-stimulating hormone receptor activity; protein binding.
AUGAAUCUGAGUCUCCUGUCCGUCCUCUCCGUCCUCGUCCAGCUGUGUCUGUCGGUGGAUCCCUGUCCAGCAGAGUGCCGGUGUGACUGGGACGUCCUCAGUGUGUCCUGUGUGGGAGCUGAGCUGUGGCCUGGUUUCCACUCCAGCACACAGGAGGUAUACAUCUCUGAGGACGAUUCUUUAAGACGCCUUGAGAGACAUUCUUUCCACAACCUGUCCAGACUCACACACAUACAACUAACUGGCAUCAGAACUCUGUCGUUCAUCCACCAGGAGGCGUUUAAGAAUCUUCCCAAUCUAACGUACCUUGGGAUUAGUAACACAGGCCUCACCUCGUUUCCUACACUUCAUCAUAUUCAGUCCUGUCAAGAGGAUUUUAUUCUGGAGAUAGUGGAGAACAUGUUCAUACAAACCAUUCCUGCUAAUUCCUUCACUGGGAUCAGUGACAACGCUCUGACCGUCCUGUUGAACAGUAACGGAGUGAAGGAGAUCCAGAGCUACGCCUUCAACGGGAGCAGGCUGGAGGAAGUGUACCUUCACAGGAAUGUGGAUUUGGAACAAAUCGAUGAAUUUGCCUUUUACGGUGUCAUUCACGGCCCAACUCACCUGGACCUUUCAGAAACCCAGGUUCGCUCUCUGCCUUCGAGAGGCCUGCAGACCAUUGAAAAGCUCCGGGCUGAGAACACUUGGGCUCUUAAAGUGCUGCCCCCCCCCAGCGUCUUUCUGCAUCUGCAGAGCGCCGAGCUGACUUUCCCCAGCCACUGCUGCGGCCUGCAACUGCUGAAGAGAUGGAGGGGGCACACGGAGGCGGUCUUCUGUAACCUGAGCCGCGGCGCUCUCGAGAAGCUGCAGGAGUCCUCAGCAGCUCUGCCUCAGGACCUUCUGGGUCAUUACUACGACGCCCCCACGUGUGCCACCGCCCCUCCUCAAGCCGACGGCGUGUUCUACGUGGAGUUAGCGACGCAGCGCCUCACGGACGGGUUCGACUUCUCGCUGUGUAACGAGCUUCACGCAGAGGUUGGCGGCCCCCUGUGCACGCCCCUGCCCGACGCCCUGAACCCCUGUGAGGACGUGAUGAGCCAGGGGUUCCUCAGGGUGCUGGUGUGGCUGGUCAGUCUUUUGGCCAUUUCAGCGAACCUCCUGGUGAUCUUCAUCCUGCUGAGCAGCCGACAGAAGCUGUCCGUCACCCGUUUCCUCAUGGGUCACCUGGCGUUCGCAGACUUCUGUAUGGGGACGUACCUGCUGCUCAUCGCCUCCGUCGACCUCUACACUCACUCCCAUUACUACCACUAUGCUAUCGCCUGGCAAACAGGAAGUGGCUGUAACCUAGCAGGGGCGUUAUCCUUGUUUGCCAGUGAGCUGUCCGUGUACACGUUAACUUUAAUCAGCCUUCAGCGCUGGCACGCCAUCUUCUUCGCCAUGAGGCCAGACAGGAGGAUGAGGCUGCGCCACGCGGCCGUCCUGAUGCUCGCCGGCUGGUUGCUGUGCGUGAUCCUCGCUCUGCUUCCUCUCGUGGGCGUGAGCAGUUACCAGAGGGUGAGCAUCUGUUUACCGAUGGACACGGAGACGCUGGCUGCUCAGGCCUACGUGGUCUCCGUCCUGAUGAUUAACGUCUCAGCGUUUGUGGUGGUCUGCUUGUGUUACCUCCACAUCUACUGCAUGGUGCACAACCCCCAGCACCAGUCCAGCAGGUGCGACACCAGCAUGGCCAAACGCAUGGCCGUCCUCAUCUUCACCAGCUUCCUGUGUCUGGCUCCCAUUUGCUUUUACGGUUUGUCUGCAGCUUUCCAGCGACCACUGAUGACCGUCACCGAUUCCAAGGUGCUGCUGGUUCUUUUCUACCCUCUCAACUCUUGUGCUCACCCGUUUUUAUACGUUAUCCUGACAAAAGCCUUUCACCGAGACAUCCUGGUGCUGCUGAGCCGGGUGGGACUGUGUCAGUGGAGAGCACAUCUCUACUGAGGAGUCCCCCCCCACGUCCCAGAACAAGGGUUCAGGACUCACCAGGCUGCCAGACCCUGCCUGUCCAUGGGAUCACUCUUUUCAUGUGGUUGUAGAUUUGAGGAGCAACAUUUUCUCUCCUAUAUAAAGGAAACUUUAAAUGUCAUUAAUCUCCAUCAUUGGAUUCCUGUCGUCAAGUUGAACCGAACCCUCUGUUGCUUAUCAGGAAACUUUGAGUUCAAGAGUAAAGCUGAGCUGUAGAUCAGAGAGCAAGACCUAGAGGGCGCUGUCCCUCAGUUAGUGACAUAGUGUUGCAGGUGAACACAAAGCAUCACUAACACUUCCUGUCAGUAGCACUUCCUGUCACUAACACUUCCUGUCAGUAGCACUUCCUGUCACUAACACUUCCUGUCAGUAAUGCUUACUGUCACUAACACUUCCUGUCAGUAGCACUUACUGUCAGUAGCACUUCCUGUCACUAACAUUUCCUGUCAGUAAUGCUUCCUGUCAGUAGCACAAAAAAAACUAACAACUCUUUGAAACUAACACUUUUAGUAGCACUUAAAUGGCACUUACUUAUAGCACUUUGUAGUUUUGUUUUAUUUUGAAGAAAUUGUACUUCUUGAUUCUUGUUGUUCUGGGUCUGUACCCUCGGGGUCAAUGCACUUAUUGUGAGUCGCUUUGGAUAAAAGCGUCAGCUAAAUGAAAUGUAAUGUAAUACACUUCCUGUCAGUAACACUUCCUGUCAGUAAUGCUUCCUGUCAGUAACACUUCCUGUCAGUAACGCUUCCUGUCGGUAACGCUUCCUGUCGGUAACACUUCCUGUCGGUAACGCUUCCUGUCAGUAACACUUCCUGUCAAUAGUACUUAUUGUCAGUAACACUUCCUGUCAGUAGCACUUCCUGUCAGUAACACUUCCUGUCAGUAACACUUCCUGUCACUAACACUUCCUGUCAAUAGUACUUAUUGUCAGUAACACUUCCUUUCAGUAACACUUCCUGUCAGUAGUACUUAUUGUCAGUAACACUUGCUGUCAGUAACACUUGCUGUAAGUAACACUUGCUGUCACUUGCUGUCAGUAACACUUGCUGUCAGUAACACUACCUGUCAGUAACACUUGCUGUCAGUAACACUUGCUGUCACUUCCUGUCAGUAACACUUCCUGUCAGUAACACUUGCUGUCAGUAACACUUGCUGUCAGUAACACUUCCUGUCAGUAACACUUCCUGUCAGUAACACUUCCUGUCAGUAACACUUGCUGUCACUUGCUGUCAGUAACACUUCCUGUCAGUAACACUUGCUGUCACUACCUGUCAGCUACACUUCCUGUCAGUAACACUUCCUGUCAGUAACACUUGCUGUCAGUAACACUUCCUGUCAGUAACACUUGCUGUCACUUCCUGUCAGUAACACUUGCUGUCAGUAACACUUGCUGUCACUUCCUGUCAGUAACACUUGCUGUCAGUAACACUACCUGUCAGUAACACUUCCUGUCAGCUACACUUCCUCCUUGUCGUCGUUCAGGAUGUUGUGUUACUAACCAAUCAGAGGACACGAUGUGUUUGUGUACUGAUCAGGAACAGGAGACCCGUGUGGACUAAGGUCAUAUCAGCUCUAAACAGAAGAUGUGUUAGUACACAGUGUG